This is a messenger RNA of Phytophthora nicotianae INRA-310, 186 nucleotides long. RefSeq lists its product as hypothetical. Bases 1 to 186 code for a protein of 61 amino acids. The transcript has a single exon. NCBI's taxonomy places the organism in Eukaryota, Oomycota, Peronosporomycetes, Peronosporales, Peronosporaceae. The record is from RefSeq and is a predicted model, not a curated record.
AUGGUCCAGCUUCACAUUUUAGUAGAACUCCGGGCUCGCGUAGAAGUAGGUGAUGCCUAUGAAUGUGGCAGCAACGCCGAUGAUGACGCUGCUGCUUCGCUCAAGACUUUCUCGGGCUCCAUCAAGGGAGUCUUGGCGUUCGGUGCCAAUAUCGACACGGACACCAUUAUCCCCGGCAAGUUCUAA